Setaria italica (foxtail millet) is the source of this 1611-nucleotide messenger RNA. RefSeq lists its product as uncharacterized. NCBI's taxonomy places the organism in Eukaryota, Viridiplantae, Streptophyta, Magnoliopsida, Poales, Poaceae. The record is from RefSeq and is a predicted model, not a curated record. The transcript is spliced from 4 exons. Bases 1 to 1611 code for a protein of 536 amino acids.
AUGCCGCUCUGCUGCGGCUGCAUGCUUGACUGCCGCUUGGACUUGGGCUGCCCGCUGCCCGGCCUCGACGCCGUUACAGGUUCCCGCUGUUCAGUGAUCCUGCAUUGCAUUGCAUUACAGUUUUUCGUCAAGCACUAUUCUCUGGCCGUGCCGCGCCAGCAGCAUGCGUCGCGGUCGCGGACCAGGUUCUGCAUCCGAGCGAUGCCGGCCUUCUGCGAGACCAACUUAUUCUUUUUAAAAGUAAGCUGUGCAAUUCUUCUUUCCAGGUCUGAUGGCAGUACCAUGUUUGCUUUCAUGAUGGUCUUCUCCGAUGACGAUGACCUCAUUGCUCAAUGGUGGGAGGAAGAGGAAGAGGAGGAGGAAGAAGAAGAGGAGUCAGACGAUGAUGACCUCAUUGUAAUUCUUAUGCUUGCCGACAUGGACUAUGAGAGACACAAGAAGAAGCGUCGUGGUUCAGUCCCAGGACGUGAGGUAGUUCCGAGGGACAUGUCUAGUGGCAAUCUGCGCAUUGUGGCUGAUUAUUUUGCAGAUCCUCCAAUAUACAAUGCAACAUUUUUCAGGAGGAGGUUCAGAAUGUCGAGAGAUCUCUUCUUGCGUAUCGUGGAUGGUGUGGAGGCACAUGAUGACUACUUUAGGCAGAAACCAAAUGCAACAGGUCUUCUCGGUGCCACUGCAUUACAGAAGGUGUUUGGGUCAUUUCGCAUGCUGGCAUAUGAUGUUCCAGCUGAUUCAAUGGAUGAAGUUGUGAGGCUUGCUGAGAGCACCAUGGUAGAGGCUUUUCACCACUUUGUGCAGGCUGUGGUUGAGGUGUUUGGGGAGCAAUACUUGAGGCCACCUACUAUUGAGGACACUGCAAAAUUGUUGGCCAUUAACACUAAGAGGGGAUGGCCUGGCAUGCUCGGUUGCAUCGAUUGUAUGCAUUGGAGGUGGAAGAAUUGCCCAACAGCUUGGAAAGGGCAGUAUUCAGGGCAUGUGGAUGGGCCAACUAUGAUACUUGAAGCUGUUGCAUCUAAGGAUUUAUGGAUUUGGCAUUCUUUCUUUGGUCUACCGGGCUCUUUAAAUGAUAUCAAUGUCUUGCAGAGAUCACCAUUAUUUCAAAGGCUAACUUCAGGGACUGCACCACCUGUUGAGUACAUGCUCAAUGGUAACAAGUAUACCAUGGGAUACUAUCUUGCAGAUGGGAUCUACCCUUCUUGGGCGACUUUUGUGAAGAGCUAUAGGAGUCCACAAGGCAAUAAGAAAGUCCAUUUCACAAAAGCACAAGAAGCGGUGAGGAAGGAUGUGGAGAGAGCAUUUGGUGUUCUACAAGCGCGCUUUGCCAUGGUGAGGGGGCCUGCUAGAUUUUGGGAUAAGGAUACUCUCUGGUAUAUAAUGACCGCUGCUAUUAUCAUGCAUAACAUGAUCAUUGAAAAUGAGAGAGAUGAAAAAGAGGAUUACGACUAUGAUCAAGAUGGUGGUGAGGUACUGAGGCCGGAGGAGUACCAACGACGCGAUCCUCUCAUUCUUGAGGAGUUCCUCAAGAUACAUCAGGAGAUUAAGGAUACACGAGUGCAUGAGAGACUUCGUGAUGAUCUUGUGGAGCAUUUGUGGGCACUUCAUGGUUCUAGCUAG